Molecule: messenger RNA, 1413 nt
Organism: Talaromyces amestolkiae
Lineage: Eukaryota; Fungi; Ascomycota; Eurotiomycetes; Eurotiales; Trichocomaceae
Exons: 2
Coding region: 1-1413 (470 amino acids)
Biological process (GO): transmembrane transport; metal ion transport
Cellular component (GO): membrane
Molecular function (GO): metal ion transmembrane transporter activity
Source: RefSeq, a predicted model, not a curated record
AUGGAUAAAACCUACAAAGACUUUGUUCGUGCUCAAAUGCGGCUGAAUCCCUGUCUGUAUGGUCUCGCAGAGUUCAUGACGAAAGAUCGGCCAAAGCUUCAGCCUGAUGGAAUAUUUUCCUGCCUUGAAUACUUGAAAAACAAUACUAGGAGACUCUGGACGCGAGUGACGCCCCAUGACUUCGUCUCCACCAUCAGAACCGCUCACCAGAGCCCCGAUGAAGUUCUUGGCCGAGUGCUAUUUGUACAAGACCCCGGACCAGAGACGAUUGACUGCCUCGGAUCUGCCUUCGAUAUCGACCCGCUGUUCUUCGCCACAUACAUCGACACAUCGUUCGCAGAUCUAGAAUUGCGUCCAGCACCGCCUUCUAUUGCGAUUGUACCGUCCAGAUUCUCUGCCAAAGACGCGGUGCACCUUCAUUAUCAGCGGAUUUUGAAUCUUGGUGAUUGCGCGCGAAUAUCUGAAGAGAAGCUUAAACUGGACAGCAAUGUCGCACGAUCUGUCAAACGGAUCCCUCUUCUUGGCGGUGCUAAUCUCGCAUUCGUGCGCAGCUGCUGUUCGGUCCUGAAGAAGCCAGUUAACGGAAGGCAAUGGCUUUGUUUAGUGCUCUUGGAUUCAACUACGGCGGAUAUAAUUCAAUUUGAUGGCUCCACGAAAGAGACUCGCAGAUACGCCCAAAUUCCAUUUCAAGGCGGAUUUGAGGACAUCAUGGAUCCUAUCUCCUUUUCGCAAUUCAUAUCCACGGGUGCAAGCAUAGUGUGGAGACCACGAUCUCUCACUCAAGCGGUCAUCCGAUAUUUUGCCAAAGAUAUGCCCGGUUUCGACCCUACAGAUCCGUCCAUGCUCAGUUUAUCAUAUUACCCGAUCAAAGUCACCAUUUCGGAAUGGAUGAUAUACACUUUACUGCUUAGCCGCUACGUCAAACACUACGAGUACCGACUCUACCGCUUGGAUGUACAGCUCCGACCUGACGAUCUCCAUGAACUUCAGCCCUGGCGCCGACGGAGCAAACAGAGUUUACACAAACUACGGCUCAUGCAAUCUUUCGUUGAGCAUCAUAUUUCCACAGAGUUAGAAAAGGGUCCAUGGACUGACGUGCUCCACGACAUCCAGCAUCUCUCUUCCCAAGUGGCCCAAUGGGCUUCGUUUCUGGAGUCGUUGAGUUCUGUGGCAACAACCAUGAUUCAAUUAACGGACACGCGUCGCUCAGUCCAAGAAGCCGAUAAUGUGAAGCGAUUGACGGCUAUCGCAUUGAUCUUUGUUCCGCUCGGUUUUGUUGCCAGUCUCUUUAGCAUGUCUGAAACGGUCGCGCCGUGGAGCGAUCGCUUCUGGCUCUAUUUUGCUGUGGCUGUACCUUUGCUCUUGGUCGUUCUCGUAUUUUCAGUCUACCCACUGGGAAGGGUGCAACGAUAA